GCGUGAGCUCCUCCUCCGUCACGUGCGUGCAGCGGCCAUCUUGAGUUGUUUGUUCAGCGAGGAGCGCUUGUUAUUUUCCAGACAAACGCAGAUAGAAGGACUGAAACAGUCGAAAGAAUCGCUCGAAAGACAUUUCACCCCUUUCUUCCAUCAUUAUGGGUCCACCGCGACGCAGAUGCCGCCGUCUGUUACCUGAGAGAACGGAGGACUUCGGUCGGUUUGUCACUUUAUCUUGACAUGGCUUACACGCGUGUGUGACGACUGUGGAGAAGCUCGAAAACAAACGGGAGACCAUCAAGAUAAACCUCCGCCGAGGAUCGAUCUAUCCGGGCCGGGGUUUUGAACCGAGCUCGGUGUAUUAAGACGCGUUAGAAUUGUUUUGCAGUACUUGCUCGGAUCGCAACGGGCUUCGAAGUCAACUCUAGUAAAAAUAAAUAAAUAAAUAAAUAUGACGAGAAACAAUAGUUAGCCAGUUACGUUAGCCAGCCACUCAUCAAAGCCAGUCUCUGCUAGCUUUGCGAUAACAAACAGAAAACAGGCAAAAAAUCCCCAAAAUGUAACAGUCGGUUUAAUGAUGAAUACUAGCUUUGGAUGCGCUCCUAGAUCUCAUACUGGAUAGAAAAAGACAUGUAGCUCCCUUCAACAAGGUUAUUUGUAUUCAGUUUAGCUAGUAUUAGUGUGCUAGCCAGCCACAAAAUAAAAGCCUCACAAUGAAACUCAACCGUGGCAGGAGAGCUAGUGGGCCAAUUUUAUGCCCUUAAAUCCCAAGAUGUCCAGCAAACUCUGUGUUCUUCCUCAGUGCCAAGAUCUCAUGGCAUCUGCAUUUCUUUGCCAUGGUUGUCUUUCUCACCUGUCAUUAAGAUGUGCUUUUAUGAGACCGCUUAUUCAAAGACAUGAAUACAAGCAAGAGCCAAUCCAGGAAGAGACUUUCCAAAGUCAAAUCUCUAGGUCAGCUUUUUAGAUAACUUUAAACCAGAUUUAUUUAUCUGAAGACCGGGAUCUUUCCCCUCACACACACAGAGACAAACACAAAACUGUCUGUCCUUUAUUUAGAGAUAAAACGGGGAAAAAAAUCCUAAUUGAUCAGGUCGUGUUCUACGAGUGGUUUCUUUUAGCUUACACUUAGCCUUGGCUUGAUUGUUUGUUUUAAAAAUGGUGUAAAGCAUCAAAACUGGCCCAAGUGCACUACCCACAUUGAUUAAAAAUGACUUGAUUUGGUUUUGCUAACUUUGUUCCUUAAUUCAAAUUAGUAUGUAGUGCUUGGUUACAGCUUAUUUAGUUUUUAAAAGGGUUUGUAAACCACAUAGUCAACUGUCAAGGAAAUAAAAAGCAAAAAAAGUCUGCUUAAGGAGAAUAGUACGGUCCGUAACAAUGGGAGACCCAAAUUCUCGCCGGAAUCAAACAAGAAACCGACUCCGCGCCCAGCUACGGAAGAAACGGGAAUCUCUGGCCGAUCAGUUCGACUUCAAGAUCUACAUUGCCUUUGUGUUUAAGGAAAAGAAAAAGAAGUCAGCACUCUUCGAAGUAGCUGAGGUGGUACCUGUGAUGGCCAACAACUAUGAGGAAAAUAUCCUUAAAGGCGUGAAGGAUACGAGCUACUCCUUAGAGAGUUCUCUAGAGCUUCUCCAGAAAGAUGUGGUGCAGUUACACGCGCCUCGUUACCAGUCGAUGCGUAGAGAUGUGAUCGGUUGUACCCAGGAGAUGGACUUUAUCCUUUGGCCCCGCAAUGAUAUUGAGAAGAUUGUCUGUCUCCUGUUCUCCAGAUGGAAAGGGGCUGAACAUGAACCAUUCAGGCCUGUUCAGGCCAAGUUUGAGUUUCAUCAUGGAGACUAUGAAAAGCAGUUUUUGCAUGCUGUUGGUCGGAAGGACAAGGCUGGGAUGGUUAUGAACAACCCCAAUCAGUCCGUCUUUCUCUUUGUGGACAGACAGCACUUACAGACUCCAAAAACCAAGCUCACAGUUUUCAAGUUGUGCAGCCUCUGUCUCUACCUGCCACAGGAUCAGCUCACCUGUUGGGGGGUUGGAGACAUUGAGGACCACCUCCGUCCAUACAUGCCUGACUAGGAGAAAGGCACGGAAGACACCCCUCGAGGCCUCGAAGCAAGUUGAACUCAUCUACACAUCCCUCAGCUGAAUAAAUAUGAACUUGUGCUUGGAACUCUCUGUUUUGUUAACCACUCAUUUUCAUCGUGAGAUUUAAUUUAGCUCCUUUUUUUGUUUUAAAUCCCUCCCUCAACCAGUCUUGCUUUGGUUCAUCCCAUCUCCCCUCUCUCUGAUCAGUUUUUAUUUGAACCUGCAUGAACAUUGAUUUUGAGUGGUUGUUCUCUUGGAGCUGCACCAUCAACAGUACCAGUCACCGAAGGAACUCCUUGCGUUACCAAAACAAAACAUAUAAAAAAAAAAAAGGAAACCAAUGACAGAGGUCUCUCACAUGUGGUCCUCGUGUGUUGGACUGGCUUUAACAUCACUGUCAUGAGGGAUAGUUAACAUGUCUGUCAUAUUAAGUAGGGAUUUCAUGAGUAAUGACAAUCAGUGACUGAGGACAUAAGAGCCUGGGUAGUCUUCCUCAAAAGGCUUCUAUUACAAGGUGAACAAAACUUAACUCGUUUGGUGUAGGCAUUGCUUCUCAUUCAGUUACUGCCUUAGGUUUUGCUGGACAUUUUAAUUUGAGUGUCAUUCCUUGCCUAAAAUAUUACAAACCUUGUUUGCUUUAUCAUUUCUGGAGGAGUGGUGCCUGAAGGGACGGUGGUGCAGUGUGUGAUUGUAUAUUUAAAAUGGUUGACAAACUUGUCUUUUUGGAGGAAUUCUGAUGCUGUUUUUUUUCCUGGGAUAGUUGGGAUGGUUAUUGUCACCAGUUGAGCACUAAAUAUACAUAUGAGCUACUGAUACCCGGAUGUAAUCAUUGGUGGUGGGUAUGUGAUGGGAGACUGAUGUUCAAGCUUCUGUACCUAAUGAGAAAUUUCGUAGUGAAACUUGAAAUGGAUCAUUAAGGAUUUGUUUUUCUUUUAUAGACCACCCUGUUCUGAGAGUACUAAAUAUUGCAGUGCUUGGGACUUGGUAUCUGUAAGCCAUCUUUGUCCGUUCUUAAGGCAUAAAAAUUCCUUUAUUUUUUCUUUUCUUUUUUUCUCCCACUUUUGAAAUUCUGAGUGAACGUCGAAGGGGAAGGUGGGUCUUUGUCUUUAUUUCGAUGUACCCAUUGUUUGAAUAAUUCUGUUGAAAUAAACACAGCUGAACAUA
This is a messenger RNA of Carassius carassius (crucian carp), 3237 nucleotides long. RefSeq lists its product as uncharacterized. The transcript is spliced from 5 exons. Bases 1372 to 2064 code for a protein of 230 amino acids. Lineage: Eukaryota; Metazoa; Chordata; Actinopteri; Cypriniformes; Cyprinidae. The record is from RefSeq and is a predicted model, not a curated record.